Messenger RNA from Motacilla alba alba, 10133 nucleotides. It is a transcript of the gene KLF13, whose product is annotated as Kruppel like factor 13. Gene Ontology annotation, biological process: regulation of transcription by RNA polymerase II. NCBI's taxonomy places the organism in Eukaryota, Metazoa, Chordata, Aves, Passeriformes, Motacillidae. Gene Ontology annotation, molecular function: RNA polymerase II cis-regulatory region sequence-specific DNA binding; DNA-binding transcription factor activity, RNA polymerase II-specific. The coding region runs from base 453 to 1286 and encodes 277 amino acids. The record is from RefSeq and is a predicted model, not a curated record. The transcript has 2 exons.
GUCACGCCCAGAUGUUCCCCAGGCCACGCCCCGCGGGGUCCGGGCGGCUCCGGGCAGCGAUAACGGGGUGCGCCGGGUCCGCUGUCACAGCGCGAUGGGAGGGCUGCGAGACCGCAUCGCCAGCUUAUUGCCUUCUUGAGAAAACGGCAUUAAUCCAUACUCCGAGCAACAAGCUGCCAGUGCCAGGAUCUAUCUGCUGUUCUUUUUCUCUUCCAUUGGACCGCCAACGCUUUUUCGAUUUAGUGACAAGCUGGGUGUGAUCGUCACGAACAAAAUGUGGGUUUGAUGGCUGCGAUAUCAGCCUUUACUCCUACAAACCGAUCCUAAGAAAUAAGGGAGGGAAAAGUCUGCUUGUGUAAUCUUUUUAAAAAGGGAAAGAGUGCUGUUGUGUUGGGUUUGUUUUUUCUUUUUUUGUCUUCGUCUGUUUGGAUUUCUUUUUAAACUUAUGAAAAAUGGCAACAGCAGCAUAUGUGGAUCAUUUUGCAGCAGAGUGCCUGGUUUCUAUGUCAAGUCGUGCUGUUAUCCAUAGUCCCAAAGGGGAGCCUGAUCCCCAGCCUGAUGCAGCAAUACUUUCUUCAUCCAAUGGAGAAGAUAGACGGGAAGUCAGAGAAACCGGGAAAGACAAUGGAUCAUCAUUACUUGUGGUAGCUAGCAUUUUAGCAGAUCUGAACCAGCAUGUCCCAAACUCACCUGCUCUAAGGACAGAAAAAACAGAGACUCUUGAUAUAACAGAACAAAUACACAUUUCUAUUGCUCCUAAGGAGUUUGGGGAAGAAAGUAUGUCUUCAGCUGGUAAGAGCGGAGGAGAAAGAACAGCCACACCUACUAGCCUGGCUGCAGUAACUGAGCCAAGCCCCAGACAAAAGAACAAACGCAUAAGAAGCUGGACUGACCCUGGAUCACCCCAGAAAAAGCACAAAUGCAACUAUGUGGGGUGUGAAAAAGUUUAUGGCAAAUCUUCCCAUCUUAAAGCUCAUCUAAGGACCCAUACAGGUGAGCGGCCUUUUGAAUGCAACUGGCAGGGCUGUAACAAGAAGUUCGCUCGCUCGGAUGAGCUGGCCCGGCACUACCGUACUCACACCGGAGAGAAGAAGUUCAGCUGUCCGCUGUGUGAGAAACGCUUCAUGCGCAGCGACCACCUGACCAAGCACGCCCGGCGCCACGCCAACUUCCACCCCAGCAUGCUGAAGAGGCGGAGCGGCAGCGGCUCCAGGACAGGCUCUGUCAGUGACUACAGCCGCUCGGACGCCUCCAGCCCCACGAUCAGCCCCGCCAGCUCCCCAUAAACUACCUGCACUGGAUGUCAGCACUUUGCCUCUAAUGCCUAACGUGGAGUUUUGUUCGUGUUGCACACAUUUAAAAAACUCUGUUGCUUCCCCUCCUUCAGUUCCCACCCUCUCUUUUUUAAAAAUCAGUAAAUAGCUGCCUCCCACUGCAAUUUUUCGUCAGAUUUUCUUUACCCAAACACACAAGUGGCUAUUCUAACCUCAUGGACAGACAAACUUACAUGUUACACUUAGCGACUCCUGCUGUCUCAAUAUUUCAUAUAUUUUGCAACCAUUAAUGGAUCCUCUUCAUUAUUCUUUAUAAGAAAAUGAAAAAAAUCUAAAAAACAAAAGAAAAAAAUCUGCUUAAUUCACCUCAGGUGUCGAAGUAGUUUGUAAAACCAGAUUGCACAAUAUAAGCAUACAUACACUUAAAAAUCAACUAUGUUGGAUUUGUGUCUCCCUUCUCCUUUCUCAGGGAUGGAUAUUUAUGUUAUACAAUAAUUACGAUGAAGACACACCCUAACCAUGGCCUUACUCUGUAAAUAUGAUUGCACUCAGAAGCUUUUUGUUAGGUUCUUUCACACACUGGGGAAAAAAUAAAAAACAAGCAGACAAUACAGAAACCAGCCCAAUACUGGAAUGUAGUACUGGACUCUUCCAUUGCUCAUUUUCCUGAUUAUACACCUGUGUUGGGGAGUCUCCAAACAGGAAUCUUGUCUUUCUUCAAGCUGCCCUCUGCCUAUGGUAGCAAGCUGUCUUCUCACUUCAUGCUGAAGAUGCACCAAAACCAACUUCCAAUUGCAAAAAUCUCUGUGAGGUUGGUAAACGUGUUUGUUGGUUUGUUUCAUGCUGGAUAAAAUUCUGAGAAAAAAUUUUCAACAAGAUGCCUUAAAUGAGUAACCUAAAUCACAAAGAAACAAAUUUACACUGGGUAAUGUUUUAUGGCAAGGUGGUCUGAAAUCUCGGAGGCAUUCUGUUGUCACUCUCUCCAAGCUGUUAAGCUGUCUGCACUGCCUGUUCAGUAUGGGACCAACAGAAUAUUUAAAUCAAACUACACUGACUUGAACAAUUUCCUUUAUUUCUUCUUCUUUUGUUUUUCUUUUUUUUUUGUUUUUUUUUUAGUUAACUACAGAAAUAGCAUUACUGAACCAAUGCCCACCAAAACUGUUAUCAACAGUUACCUACUGUACAGCUGUGUCUUAGAAAGAAAAAUUGGCCAAGACAUAGUUUCUGUAUUCUGUUGCAUCAAAAUUGUGGUCGUUGAUAGAAGGAAGUGAAAAUCAUAAGGUAUCUUCUGAUUGGAAUAAUAAAAUAUGCAUUUUAAAGUUUAAAAUAAAAUGACAUUACAGUUCAGCACUACUUCAAGUUUCUCAAAAUACAAAUACCAGCAUAAAGCAAGGUGCUCUUAUUUCUGAAUAACUGCUUAAUAACAGAAAGGGAAUAUUGGCUAGUUUUCAAUAACUUUCAAAUAUUUAACACUAGAUAGAGCACAAGGAUUUUUAUGUUUUAUAUGGUAGAAAAUAUAGUAACAGACCAGAAGCAUUGUGAUGUACUGAAAAUCUCACUGGCAGCAAAUACACAUUCCUUGGUUUGUCUGGGUUUGAUGGUGCAUAUUAUCAAUUCAGGUCAUUUUGAUUCUGGAAUUUUGGGAUGUUUGCUGUUUUUUCUGUAGGGUAUAAAUGCACUUAAGUGUAGCAUGGUGAAAAGAAACUCUCUAUGCCAAACCUGUCAUUUGAUAUUAAGUGAAUGCCUCCAGAUUCCCACUGAACCUGUAUCUUACUUGCUGCUUUGCAUUGAUCCAGUUUUGCAAGGUUUUAUUGUACUGUAUGUUAACUGUGAGAAGCUAAUAUAGAUUUCCAAGUAGUUUCACAGGUACUUCCAUAAUAUACAUUAUUUCUAAUACUACACCUUCUAUUAGUUGUACAGAUAAAUACUCUGAGUAUUUAUCGAUACAAAUACAACUAUAAAUCUAAACAAGUGCAGAUGUUUCAGUAUUUUUUUCAUGUUCAUUUGCUUCAGAUUUCACCCCUGUUAAUUCCCCCCUUUGAAUUGGAAGUUGUGAGAGGCACAAUUCUACUGUUUCAUUUCACAGAAAAUGAAAGAACAUAGUAAGGUUUUUUUGCAAGAUGACAAAUAGAGUUAAUAUGAUGAGUUAUGCAAGCUCUGGAGUUGGGGUAAAACCAGAUCUGUUGGCCUCAACAAAUUUCCUAUUUUCUUUUUUUUUUUUUUAACCUCAUGUACUGAGAUGCACAAUUUUAAGAACUUCAUAAAAUUCAGGUAACAGGAAUUCACAUUCCAAUAAUUUCUGUCACUCCUAGAAGUGCUCUUGUACUGUAGUUAGUAGAGAGGCAUUUCAGAUAUCCAGCUCAAGGAAUUCUACAGGUCAGCUCUGUCUUGUGCACAUACUUCAAAACAAGUCAAACACAUUUCUCAUUAUCAUUAUACCUUAAGAGAGGUAUAUGGAGGAGAGGUGGAACAAGAAAAUCAAAAGGAGCACUGAGUAUUGGGAAACAUUAUAGGCUUCAUGUUCCAAAUUCAUUUUGCUGUAAAAUUGCCUGUUCUAACAAGAGCAUAAUUUAAUCUUCAGGAAAGGAGGAAACACUCAAUUUCAUUUAUUUAGGACUUAAUAAUUCAGCAUGAAUCAGUUUAUGCAUUACAAACAAGUUGUUUUAUUAGCCUGGAGAAGGAAUAUUUGCACCGGGUUUUAUUAGUACUGAGAUUAUAGGAUAUAAAGGUUUUGGGACAACAUAUUCUGAGGGACACAGAACUAUGUAAUAUUUAACUCAAAGAGUUAAGUAAUGUUUUGCUCAUAUUCUUCAUAGAUUUAACUAAUAGUUUUUCAAGUUUAAGCAGGAGAAAAUAAAUUGGUUCCAAGACAAAUUUCCACUUCAGUCAGUUCAUUUAAUGAGAACACCAUGGAGCUGUAUAUAGCCAACACAACAAGACUUUCAGGAAAUACUCUGAAAUUGGUCAUUAAAACUUUCUGGUUUUACAUCUCAGCUGUAAAUACCUCAGCAUGUAUUAGGUUGACAGUCAAGUUACUGUGUUUUAAAAUCACAGAGUUCCAAAUAUGUCCAUUAAAAGUUUAAUUCUUUAUAUUAUAAAUUCCAAACCACUAGUAUUUUCCAAAAUGUAAACAAAAACUUCUCUUGUUAUUUUGAUAUGAGAAAAGAGUGCGGCUUUCUAGCAUCCGCUAGAAAUGUCUGAUGAUCAGCAAGGUCAUUAGACUCCAUUCUCAUGAUAGUUCCUCCUGAGUUUUGCAGACAUGAGAAGUCAGAGCAGCUCAAAUUAUGUUUUGAAAUCUGUUUGCUGAUCCAAACUAACCUCAGAUAUUUACCCUUCUGUUGUUUCACCCAGCAGUGUAAUCUAAAACAGUCUCCUGGCACAGCAACAAACAUGUCACACUCAGGAAAUACUGCUCUGGCAAGGUGCAGGUUUCUCCAUCUGGAGGAGUGUGCAUCUCUCCUGCCUCCUCCUUUCUUCAUGCAAUCUGUUGAGUUCUCACAAAAUACAACAUUGCCAUGAUUUUUUUUGCAUUUUAGAUGAUAGCAACAGCUUUAUUAAUAUCAAGAAAGCCCUGGAAAGUUUGCCUUUCUACAGGAAAUAGGUGCAAGUGAAAAUCAUCACCUCGCUACCAGGAGAAACUGAAGAUGCUCAUAGAAACUCAUUCACCCCUUCCAUUAACCUCUCCCUGUGCAAAGGCCUAAUGGCAACAUGAAUUCCAUUUUCAUCCUGCUUCUUAGAAAGCAGUCUUGGUAAAUUCCUGGCAGCUAAAUUUUGUGAGAAUUUUUUGUAUCUGCAAAUUAGUUGUUCCUUGCUUUUAUAAUACAUGCCUAGCAUCUGUUUACAUAACUGCAAAGGUAUAUAUUUAUGACAAGUCAACGGAAGCCUCUGUUUAAUGGUAAUACCUAAUUCCUGUCUGUAUCCCACCCUCUUUACUGCAUUAACCCUUGCAAGAAGUUGUAGCUAUGAGAGCUUCUGCACACCUUUAAACCUCAUCACCCUCUACUCUCCUUGCCUCAUGCAGCCAAGCAGUAAAGGCUCUCUGAGGAUCAUACCUGUUUCACAACGGCUCAUCUCCAGUGUUUUGUCAUGACUAACAGGAUUUGUACUUUGUGAAGUGCACUGUUGGUUUUGCCUUUUCAUUGCCAUUAGAUUUACUAAUUUCGUCAGGUCAUGCCUACAAACUAACUUUCAGGUGCUCUUUUACUCUCUCACACCAUCUGUUUGUGCAUUGGGUGCUAACAUCUAGUCUAUGUCAGUGAAUGGUAUGAUGAACAUCUAUAUUUGUAACUCUCGGGGAUAAGAGCUAUAGCCUUAGGCAGAAGAAAAUACCCAAAUUAUUCUUGUUUAUCCCAUAAGCCAGAAUAUAGAAUGCAAAAGCCCAUCCACUGGUGUAGGUUUUUAUAAAUAUAUAUAUUUAUAUAUAUGGAUUUAUAUAAGCAUAUGCACAUAUAUAUAAAAAUAGAUAUAUAUGUGUAUAUUGUAUAGUGUAUGUGUGUAUACAUAAAUACACAGCAGUGUGUCUAUAUUACACACUGAGUAAUGAAGGGAUGUCUACAGAGCAAAAAUAGGUAUUCAUUUCAUUGUAACUAGUGAUGGGCCUGAACCAAAUUCCUAGAUCCACAUGCCAUUGCAUUUGGACUUUUUGAACCUGUUGGAGAUUUGUGGUUGAGUUUCAUCUCUGGUUACAGGUGCAUUUACUUGCGUAUAUUGUGCACGUGGGGGACACGUAUGUGCAUGCACAUGUGCUUUUCCAGCAGCACAUGCCCGAGUGGGGGACAGGGGAUGUGUGUGCUGGGGAGCGUGCACGUGUUCACAGCUAAACUUCAGCUGCAGUGAGCUGUAAAGCUGCCAGUGUCACACUCACUUGUACAGGUUUGUCAGCAGCACCUGAAAGCUUCUGUGGCUCACUUUUCAACUCUUUAAAUCACUACAUUGAAGUAUUACAGUUGUACAGUUACAUGUUCAUCUGUUCUUGCUCUGCUGUAGCUUUUUAUGUAUUUUGUAUAGCAUAGAUUAUAUAUUGUGAUAAUGUCCUAUGCAACUAUAAAAAGAAAAAAAUUUAAAAGGAAGAAAAUUAAGAACUGUAAAAUAUUGUCUUAACAUGUAUGCAUGGUUAGUGAGGUUUACAUUUUCCAAAAUAAAACUUAUAACUAUGAAGUACUGGUUUUCUCUUAUUCCUUCUCUAUUUAUCACCUAAAAGGCAUCAAUUGUUAAUAUUUCUGCUGUUCAUUUGAGACUUGAUAUCUUGUUUGGUGUCUUUAUUCAAAUUUCCCCCAGUGCUAUUGUUUAAAAUGGGAUUUCUUUUAACAUUUGAAGAAAGUUUUUGUGAUGUUUGUUUUGUAUUCUGUGCUUUAACUGGUAUUUUGUAGUUGCAUAGUGAAAUUCCUUUCUCAAAGAUGGUAUAUAUUGCAAUUUUUACAAGAUGGGUAUGGGAUGGAUAUGUGUGACCUAAAGUUCAGAGAGUCAGCCCAGCCAUCCUUUCUUUUAAAGCUCAGUUUUUUGUAAUUUUCUGAUACAAUCUCUGCAAGUGGCAAUACCAUGUCAAAACAGUAGCAAUGUAACCUCACAGUAUCCUGAAAUGUUCUUUCCUAAUUUUAAAAAUAAGAAAAUUGAAACACAAAUUUGAGCAACUUUCUCAAAAACAUAAGGCAUUGGCAGAUGUGAAGGAAUGAAUCUGAAGUUUCUUGAGAAUGCAGGUUACACAACACUUCUAGGCACUGUUUGUUUCAACAGGCCCUAAACAGUGGCAUUCCCAAAGUCUUCCUACAAUGAAAGAUCCACCUCAUGUUUGAUAACAGAAGAGCAGUCAGAGAUUGUUUCCUAAACUUGCUAGAAGGAAGAAAAGAGAAACAAUUCCCUCCAAAGAACUAUGCCUGUACAUAGUCUGGAGCUGCUGCCUUGAUACUGUAAUGUAAUGUGCCUCCCUGUCCAGGCACCCUCGCUCUGAAAUGUGUAUGUUAGCACAUUCUGUCCUGCUUCUCCUCUCCAAGUUCCUAAAUGCAAGUGUGCAUCUAUCCUGCCGCCUUUUUCUAUCUUGCAAGGGUUUCUGUCUUGCCUGCAACUCAGUGUUUGCCAUGAAAUGUUUAUAGACUUGGCAGGAGUCCAGCAUUUCAGAAGAGAAGCAAGAAUAAUGCUAGAAUUAGGGUGGAAUUUUCCUACUUCCAUUUACGUGUGUAUAAUUUCUGGCUUCAAAGUAAUCCACCUUAAGAUUCACUGCGCUGGCUUUUCAAGGAACCAUACCCAUGGCAUGCUUUGCUAGUUGACUGCAAGAGAUUUAAGUGACAUAAAUAUAGAUACACAGUCAAUAGAAAGAGAUAGAAAAGUGAGAGAAGAUGUAGACUGAAAUAAAAAUGAGGUGAGGACAAUGAGACAAGUGUUUGUAGCAGCUGACUUGAAAGGCUUGAGCCUUUCAAGUGUACAGCACCUGAAUACACGUGGGGCUUCCUACAGAAUUUCAGAGCAAGCAAGCAAGGCAGCACCUUCAGGGAUGAGCAGAAACUGCAGGGAUGAGCAGAAACUCUUCCAAGAGCAGCAGAGAAGGGAGCUAAACGAGAGUUGAAGCAGGCAAGCACAGGUGUUUAGCCAGCUACACUGCAUUGCUGGCACAGCGUAAGAGGAUAAAGAGAAAGGGAGGAAUUUUCUGAAUAAGUUUCUCAAUGCAUGCAGCAGAAAAAGGGUGGAGUCUGGAUGCCCAUAUAUGUGAGCAGCGAGGGAGAAGAGAGAAGCAUGACUGAGCACAGGCUGUGGGGCAGAUCUGCGCUUUGGGCAACUCAGAGAACAAAAUUAUUUAAACAAGUCAUCAUUAAAAAAAAAAAAAAUAGAGAAGAAGAGAGACACAAGAAAACCUGAGGGGAGUUAUAGGCAAGACUGGGCCCCAAAGGUCUGCUAACAAAACCAAACCACUGAGCUUAGUAAUAGCUCUACCUCACCAAGAGAAAAGAGCCCGAGAGUAUAAUUGCUACCUCAUCAUAAUUGUAAAUAAAGGAUCAACCUGUCCCACCUGGUUGGCACUGGCAGGAGUUAGAUUUAAUCUUUGGCUCCUGCUGGCUGAAACAAAUAUUCAGUGAAAAAGGAGCGGUUGGCACCAGGGGCUGGACUAAGGGAGGCUCCAGGAUGCUGUUGCUGCUGGGUUUCUGCUGAGCUGAUGUUUCUUCUCUGCAUCACUGGAUGAUCGUGCCUGGCUGGGCACAGCACAGCAGGUCUGGGCCUGCAGCACUAGGACCUACAGGGAAUACUGCGAAGGGUCCCAAAGGUUCAUAGAGCCCAGGCUAGCUUCUUCAGAGCUAGCCCAAGUGUUUUCCCCAAGGCAUACCAGAUGGGACUGGGACAUCUCCCCGAGGGAAGGUGUGGUACUGCCAAGUUGGUGGAUAUGAGGACACCAUUGAGAAAAAAGGCCCAGCUGAAGGACAUGAGAGAUGGUGCUGGUUAGAGGCUUUCAUGUGUAUGGCAGCAUGGAAAGAGGGAUGAGAUGAGCCAAUGUGAGGAAUAGAUGAGAGGUGCAAUAAAUAGGGAAGGUAAGUUAAAGAGGGGGAAGAUAAAUAUAGAAAAAUAAGGAAGGAGUAGAGGGUAGGGAAGUUUGAUGUAAUUUUCUAGGGACAAAAAGAAAGGCUUAAGGUGCAAAAUCCUGACAGGGUUCUAAAGAAAGGAGAAAGGUAGCUCAUGUGGUAGCAAUUCCAGCAGUCAGAAGGUGAGGCAUGUCAGUGUGUGAUAAACAGGGGUGUGUGUCUUUAAGAGACUAAUGUUUGUGUUUUCCCAUGCUCUCCUGUUGUGGAAAUAACUUUCUGAGUCACUUCUCUGAUCCUGGAGACAAACUGAACAGACACAAAUCAUAACAAAACACAAUAGCAAUGGGAAGAGAGAAAUUCCUCCCUCCCCCUUCCACCACACACAUUUUAUGUCCCUGAUCUGAAUGCACUCAAAGUCUCACAGUGGAAGAGAAGGAAGGCAGAGACUGAAAAUGUUUUUUGGUACAUGCUCUUUGAAUCAGGCUCACCUUCUCCACCACUGCAUAAACAGUUAAAACAUUAAAGCCACACUUCCCCAGUCUGUUACUUUUAAACGUUAUCCAGCCUCUUUGGUCAAGUCUUAGCUUCCAGAUUUUCCACAGACAGUGAACUGCAACAGGAAUUUGCUAGCUUUUUUUUAACUUCACAGCCUUGCACUUCAAAGGCCCUGCAUUUUUUUUCUCAAGCCUCAUGCCCCACCCUUUGCAAAAAAGAUGUCAGUUUGGGACUCUCCAAAUGCCACACUAGGAAGCUCACAUAAGUCUAAGAAUCAACAUCACAGCUACCAUCUGCCCCGAGGGGAGUAAUGAGAUGGGCACACCCACAAGUAGCUGGCCCCAAACCCAGGCUGUAUCAAGACUUCCUACACCAAAACACAGAAUCAUCGCUCCUCAGAGCCAAGUUUGAGAACCAACUCAAACCCUUUGAAAUGAUCCAUGAAGUUGCAAGGCCUUGCAGGUUCAGUUUAACUUCCAAGCGUUUUGUUGACUUUGGAAAUCUUGUAACAAAUCCCAAAGUUUCCCUCUCUGGGGCUGCUGUACAAACGGUGUUUGCAGCCUGCUAGGAGAAACAGGAUGACUUGACAGAAGAAGAAAGAAGAAAGUUUUGUUCAGGAAUGCCGUCCCUCCUGCCAGCUCGCAGGGCCAGCCAAGGGAGACACCCGUGCUCCCAGGCACAGCAGCUUGGCAGGUCCCUCCAAGGAAAUUACCUACAUACACCUUCCUCCCUGCACAAGAGGAACCGCUUUCAGGGGCAGAAGUUUUGAAGGCAGCCACGCUCCCCAGCUUUUGCAACCUCCCCAGAACACUGGGUAAAGGGAUGGCUUCCCCUACAUCUGUCCUCACAGGCAGCUGUA